Capsicum annuum is the source of this 1394-nucleotide messenger RNA. Its product is annotated as flavonol sulfotransferase-like. The coding region runs from base 162 to 1178 and encodes 338 amino acids. Gene Ontology annotation, biological process: sulfation. The transcript has a single exon. Lineage: Eukaryota; Viridiplantae; Streptophyta; Magnoliopsida; Solanales; Solanaceae. Gene Ontology annotation, molecular function: sulfotransferase activity. Gene Ontology annotation, cellular component: cytoplasm. The record is from RefSeq and is a predicted model, not a curated record.
UCUGUGGUGUAGAUAGAGUGUUAGAGAUAGGAUGAUAUAGUGUAGGACCAUGGAUGAGUAAAGGACUUAAAAUAUACUACCAAACUUCUCUUCUUUAUCAAUAAAGAAGUUGUUUCUUAGUAUUUUCUUUUUUUAAUCGUCACUUUCCCAGUCUUCAAAAAAUGAGUUCCUCUAAUUUCCCUUGCAACGCUAGUCGUUUAUCUGCAAGCUAUGGAUCAGAAAAUUUCAAGAAUAUGUGUGAAAAAUACAAAGAUAUAAUAUCAACCCUCCCCAAACUAGAGCCUUCCUAUCCUGGUUAUGAAUCUUACCAAUAUCAAGGAUUUUGGUACCCUAUACAGUUCUUACAAGUAAUUUUAUAUAUGCAAGAAAACUUCAGGGCUCGACCCUCUGAUAUUUUCCUUUGCAGUGCUAUGAAAACAGGCACCACUUGGCUUAAAGCUUUAACCUUUUCCAUUAUGACUAGGCAUAUUUUUCAUGAUGACGACUCUACAAAUAACCCUUUACUCAAUAAGGUACCCCAUGAUUGCCUACCCUUUUUGGAAGUUGAUUUUAUCUCCAACCCUAAAUUUGUAGAUGCAGAGUUGCCAUUAUUAUCCACACAUGUUCCUUACAGUCACUUACCACCAUCCAUACUAGAAUCCAAUUGCAAGAUCAUUUACAUAUGCAGAGAACCCAAAGAUACCUUAGUUUCUUUGUGGAAAUUCAGUCAAAAGGUAUUUGACCAAGAUGUAUCAGUAGCAAAUAUUCUUACACUUGAACACCAAGUCAAGUGGUUUUGUGAAGGCAAAUCGUUUUAUGGACCUUAUUGGAAUCACGUGUUGGGGUAUUGGGAAGCAAGUCAUGAUGUAGAGAGACAUGAUAAAGUAUUGUUCUUGAAGUAUGAAGAUUUGUUGAAGGACACAUUAUACUAUGUGAAGAAAUUGGCGGAAUUCAUGGAGAGACCUUUCUCUAUGGAGGAAGAAACACGAGGUGUGCCUGAAGAAAUCAUAGCACGCUGUAAUUUCAAAAGUUUGAGCAAUUUAGAGGUGAACAAAACCGGCUUGCAUCGGCCAGAAACUCAGCGAGUUCAGAAUAGUAUAUUUUUUCGGAAAGGAGAAAUUGGCGAUUGGAAGAAUUAUUUGACCAAGGAUAUGGCAAAAGAAAUUGAUGACAUAACGAUGGAGAAAUUUCAAUCUUGAGGCUUAACAUUCCCUUCUUCAAUAUAGUACCAGAUUAACACCAAAUAAUAAAAAUGGAACAAUUGUUUAAUGCAGUUUUUGGUUCCUUUCUUCUUUUGUCAUCUUGAUAUAUAGUACUUUUUUUUACAAACAAGUUCUCCUGUACUAUUCAUUGUUUUGUGUAAUUUUCUUAUUCUUGUUCAACUUUUGGGCUUGAUAAUUAGUGCCUCUUCUUCA